AUGGUGAGUUCCUCCGCGGGAGGUUCGCCGCCGUACACCCGUACUCCGUUUCCCUCUAGGAUCUUUGAAGUCGUUGGGGCUUCUUUCGUGCUCCACCCUUUGGCGUCUUGUCUCAAGAAAUCACGUUUGAAGACCGUCAACGGCACGUAUGCCUUGAAUGUUUGCAUGUACGUUGUCAACACUGGUGACAAUUCAGGUAGGGACUUCUCCAUUUGUGUCAAAUCGUUGAGGACUAUGAGGCAACCAUUCUCAACUACAUCUCCAUUGGCCAACUCCAUCCUUCGUUUCCCAGACAGGAGUAGCGCUUCCACCAGUUCCACUUCUGACUUAUCUAUUGUGGUCCGUGUCGAUUUUGGUCUGUCUGGUUGUUUGGACGGGGAUGGGGUUGGGGUGGACAGCCGUGGUGGAGCCUGGACUGCUCUUGCCAGGGGAGGAGCAUCUCCGGUCCUUGGUCUUUGCGCUGAGGUUUUGCUUCUCGCUGCAACUGAUACCGUUCUCUCCCAAGUCAUGAAAGAGUCCAUGAAUUGGGCUAGGAGUGCUGCCGCGUCUGUGUUGUCUCCUCUGAGACCGCAUCCAGGGGAAGCUAUGCCCUCCAGGGACCCUAUAGGUCCCAAGGCACCCGCAAACGCAGGCCACGGGAUAUCACCCGUCUUGAGACUGUCCUAUUCGACUAGCUGGGAGGUGUGUUUUGGAGUGUGGGGUAGAAAACGUUAG
Messenger RNA from Melampsora larici-populina 98AG31, 714 nucleotides. RefSeq lists its product as uncharacterized. NCBI's taxonomy places the organism in Eukaryota, Fungi, Basidiomycota, Pucciniomycetes, Pucciniales, Melampsoraceae. The transcript has 5 exons. The record is from RefSeq and is a predicted model, not a curated record. Bases 1 to 714 code for a protein of 237 amino acids.